AUGUUUCAUCGGUCGUCCACUUCGCGCUUCCUGAAGGGCAUCUUCAAAGUCAAUAAGCCCCCCGUCACCGGGUACGAGAUCGCCGAACUGCCCAAUGAAAAAGUGCUUCAUGACUUCAUGCAGUUCUACCGCACAAAAGGGGUGGUGGUCAUUCUGCACAGUGGGGCCUCGUAUGCCGCAGCGGCUGCGGCCUCCUCUGGAGGGUCGCGCUCGCCCCUGACGAGUGCGUCAGCUGGCUCCUCUAGAAAAACUAGCGCAGCCGCGACAGCGAAGUCAACAUCAGCCUCAAAGCCCAAAACGGAACUACUCCAGGACCCUCUUACUCGAUCAUUCAUCUCUUCCAUCAACGCGAUGAACUUAGGCAAUCCAGAGGAGGUGAAGCUGGCCCUUGUUCCCGGGCCGCAAGCGCCGUGCUUCGUAGAGGAGUACAACGUCAUCACGUACCCGACCUCGUUUCUUUUCUUGAAUGGGCAAUGCAUUUAUCGCGUCGUUGGGGCGCGGACGCGUGAGCUGUCCAUCAAGUCCCUUUUCAUGCUGCGCAAUGGAGGGCGAAACAUCUUCUCGCGCGAAUAG
Molecule: messenger RNA, 573 nt
Organism: Leishmania mexicana MHOM/GT/2001/U1103
Lineage: Eukaryota; Euglenozoa; Kinetoplastea; Trypanosomatida; Trypanosomatidae
Exons: 1
Coding region: 1-573 (190 amino acids)
Source: RefSeq, a predicted model, not a curated record